Periconia digitata is the source of this 1925-nucleotide messenger RNA. The record is from the annotation of a GenBank genome assembly. NCBI's taxonomy places the organism in Eukaryota, Fungi, Ascomycota, Dothideomycetes, Pleosporales, Periconiaceae.
CUCCAUGUGCAUCGCCUGGCCCAAAUUGUCACCUCGCCCAAACCGCAACCGCUUCAAUCCAACGCUUGGCUUCUGCUUUACCGGCCGAUCUGCCCAUGGCCACCGCUAGCAUGCCCUUGAGCCUCAACCUCGCUUGCAACCCCACGGUCCAGCCACUGCCCACGCUCGUCUCUGUCCAUUACCCCAGUCUUGGAGCCACUCACCAAUGCUUCUAUUGCUGCUCCGACGUGCAAGAAUGGCCCUCAGCCCACGGUACCUGGCAGUUUGACCUUCCGCCGUUUCGUAUCAAGCCCUAUGCUAUUACCGGACACUGAGGCAUGGGCCACGUUAACAGAGCUUCACUAUUCUUGACAUCUCCACCUAAAACGUUCUGAAGUGUGAUGAUCCGCCAGGGAACCUUAGCGUCUCCAUGUCACGACUGCUUUAAUAUAAGGCCCAUACCGCUCUGCCCAGAAGCUGAAUAUCAUCAUCCGUGGUUGUAUCGACUUUUCCAUUCGAUCACUCUCUGGAAGAGACCUUUUUUUUUUCCCCUUUUCCCCUUGUUUCCUUCUCUUCUUUCCCUUUCUUCCAUUCUUCCCCGUCAUCGUCGCCGGCGACGACCCUGCUGGCAGAUCCAGACGACUUUUCCCACCUACAACCCACUCGUUGUCGUUGAUUACUUAUAAUCCACUAUGGACGUCAUGGAUGAGAAGCCCGUGUGCGGAAGCGACGCUGAUGGCGCCGAGUACGAUUUCCCUCUCCACGUGGCCGCAGUCUUCAUCGUCUUCUUCGCUAGUAUUUUUGGUUGUGGUUUCCCCGUCGUAGCCAAGAAGGUCAAGUGGAUGAAGAUUCCCCCUCCCGUCUUCUUCUUCUGUAAACAUUUCGGUACUGGUGUCUUGAUUGCUACUGCUUUCGUCCAUCUCUUGCCCACUGCCUUCGCCUCCCUCAACGACCCAUGUCUCCCAGAUCUUUUCACCGACGACUACCCUGCUCUUCCUGGUGUCAUCAUGAUGGGGUCGCUCUUCUUGCUUUUCCUCGUCGAGAUGUGGUUGAAUGCGGCUACUGGAGGACACUCUCACGGCAGUGCAACGGGUGACGAAUUCAGCGGCGGAGCCAAUCCCCACGCAGCAGCUUUCAACAAUCCUAUCGUUCGACGAAGCUACGACUCGCAGAGAACCAUGGCCUACCCCUCGGAUAAGAAAGGCUGGACCGAGAACGCUUACCCAGUCGACAACUUCCCCUUCCCCAAGGAUGAUCUCGACGCCAAAUCAGAGAUGCCCCCAUGGUUCAUUGUUUUCUACGAGCAGUAUGUUCGCCAGCGUGAGGAGAUGGUGAACAUGAUCAACCGCACUAUGCCUGCCCUUCCAAACUACAACAACCAGGCUCAACAGAGCUCGAGCGCCCAGAACAACUCGUACUUUGAAGAUGACGUCGAGAAGGCAGUUGACCCCAUGGUUCUCAAGAAGCAGUCGAUGCAAAUCACCCUCAUCGAAGGUGGUAUCCUGUUCCACUCCGUCUUCGUUGGAAUGACCAUCUCCAUCACUGCCGAGGGCUUCAUCAUUCUGCUCAUUGCGAUCGUUUUCCAUCAGAUGUUCGAAGGUCUUGGUCUCGGUUCACGUAUCGCUGCUGUUCCUUACCCCAACGGAAGCUGGAAGCCAUGGAUGCUCGUUGUCGCUUUUGGCACUACCGCACCCAUCGGACAGGCCAUCGGACUCUUUACUCGCAGCUCUUACGACCCCAACAGCGCCUUCGGUUUGAUCAUAGUUGGUAUCUUCAAUGCCAUCUCCUCUGGUCUGCUGAUUUACGCCGCGCUGGUCGACCUGUUGGCCGAAGAUUUCUUGUCUGAGGAGGCGCAGCACACCUUGACUGGCAGCGCUAGAACCAAGGCCUUCAUCUACGUACUUCUGGGAGCUGCUGGUAUGUCUAUUGUUGGAGCUUUCGCUUAG